Messenger RNA from Magallana angulata, 681 nucleotides. RefSeq lists its product as uncharacterized. Lineage: Eukaryota; Metazoa; Mollusca; Bivalvia; Ostreida; Ostreidae. The transcript has 4 exons. The coding region runs from base 181 to 681 and encodes 166 amino acids. The record is from RefSeq and is a predicted model, not a curated record.
UUGAAAUUGCCAGAUAAUGCUAGUAGAAACAGCUGGAAAGUAGGUCGACGUGUGAUUGAGUUUGACUGUCUGUUGUCUGGAUUGAAAUUCUAUCAAGGCUGUUUAUUAGGACCUGUUCCAUUAACGUACGACUCGGUGGUAGGUGAACUUAAAAAAGGUCUGGGAGGGUACCUAUACGUUAUGUGCUCUAAUACAGAUUGUCGGUACAUAAACAAGGUCGCCUAUGGAAAAACGCACCACAUCAGAAAACGCGGCAUGCCUUGUUUUUCUGUAAAUACAAAGCUAGGGACAGCUAUGAUAGACAGUAUCGGAGGCCCUGUCAAAGUAAACAAUACGUUGUCGACCCUCAAUAUACCUCCCAUUGGUGAAAAAAAUCUGAAAUGCAUGGAGAGGAGAGCUGGUGAAGUAGUUGAAAAAGUUGCAGGAAUGUCCACACUAAAUGCAGCAAAAGAAGCAUUUGAGAUGGAAAUGCAAGACAUUGCCAAGGAGGAGUCGAAGGAAGCUAUACAGAGUAUGGGUGCUGUCGAUGAAGACCUGGGUGUGUGUCCUCUUCCUGAUGCUUCACCGUCAAUCAGACAAGUAUGUUCUAAUGUGUUUGAUGGUAUGAUUGGUGACCAUGCUGACCAUAACGAUGAAUUAUUAGAUGAUCAAGACUGGGAAGAUGUUCCUGAUGAGGAGUAA